AGUGCGUGUCGGGCACGGUGGGGGCCAUGUUGUGCGCAGAUCUGUGCUGUCACUGAACACCUCGGUAUGGUGGGUUGAACAGGAUACAACAUCAGGGAAUCUCAAAGUAGUGCAAGAGCUAGUGACUAGUGCACAAUACUAAAAAACAGCACUUUUCCAAGCAUACAUCAAGAUGGUUAGAUGAUGUUUGCAUUGUGAUAUAAAGAGCAGAAAUUUCAGUAGCUAAGAUUCAGGUCCAGUCGGAAAGUCUGAGCCCGGUGCAGAUUGUGAUGCCACUCUAGCAGUAUGAGUGUCUGCUGCCGAAUGGACGCCAUGAAACUGGAUUUUCCGACUUCUGGACAGUUCGGAGAGGGCAUGGUGAUGCGACAGAAGCCAGAGGUGCGGCUGGGCCGGGUCCAGAGACUCAAACGAAGAAUCAGCUCCAGUUUCAGGCGACUCGCGCUAUCGAAGAGCACAGAUGCGGUGGACGAGGGCGCUCAGCUGAGCGCUGAUGACGUCACUGUCGGUUGUCUGCGGAGCGGCGGCUACUCGGAGGAGUUUCUGGACAGACUGGAGCCCAAUGGAAACAUUCCCAAACACGGCUCACUCUACAGAGGGUGGGAUCGACUGGUGGACCACGAUGUCGUCAGUCGCCAGCUGUCCAUCUCAUCCGACAGCAAACUUCUUGACGAUGACGUCAGAGAGGAGGCCAACGUCAUCAUGAGACCCAAGCGGCCUCCGAGACCCAAGUCAGAGGCCUACCUCUGCGAGGAAAGCAAAACUUCAAAACGAUAUUCAGCGUUUGGCGGCGAUUCUCCUUUUGGUCGACAGGAGGCUUACUUGAAACUGAACCAGCUUGGAGAAGGCUCAUACGCCACUGUCUUCAAGGGAUACAGCAACCUGACUCAGCAGACGGUGGCGCUGAAGGAGAUUCGUCUCCAGGAGGAGGAGGGAGCGCCCUUCACCGCUAUCCGAGAGGCCAGUCUGCUCAAGGAGCUCAAACACGCCAACAUUGUCACCCUGCACGACAUCGUGCACGUCAGAAAUGCGCUCACCUUUGUCUUCGAAUAUGUGCACACGGACCUGGCACAGUACUUGGACCGUCACCCGGGCGGUCUUCACGCCAAGAACGUACAACUGUUCCUGUACCAGUUGCUGCGCGGCCUCAGCUACUGCCACGCACGGCGCAUCCUUCACCGGGACGUCAAGCCACAGAACCUGCUCAUAUCGCAGAUCGGAGAGCUCAAGCUGGCCGACUUCGGUCUGGCACGAGCCAAGUCGGUACCGAGUCAUACCUACUCACAUGAAGUUGUCACACUGUGGUACCGACCUCCAGACGUACUGCUAGGGUCCACAGAGUACACCACGUCUCUGGACAUGUGGGGCGUCGGCUGCAUCUUCAUAGAGAUGAUCGCCGGCGUGCCCGCCUUCCCCGGCGUGCGCGACGUCUCCGACCAGCUGGACAAGAUUUUCCGUGUGAUGGGCACUCCGGACCCGCGCUCGUGGCCCGACCUGGAGACGCUGCCGCACUACCGACCGGAGAAGCUGAAGGAGCACCGAGCGCGCCGGCUUUCGGCCGUGUUCCCCAGACUGGGCGAGCUGCCGUACGCGGAACUGCUGGCAGUCAGAAUGCUGCAUCUGGUUCCGGAGCGGCGGAUCACCGCAGAGCAGGCGCUGCGGCACUGCUACCUGGCCAGUCUUCCGCCCGGUCUAGCCGACCUCUCGCCCCGGCAGAGUGUCUUCUCUGUGCCGGGAGUGCGGCUACACGGCGAGCUGCGCCAGUUCGCGCCGGCGCCACUACCCAAGGCCGCCCACGAACGGCGCCUCAGGCACUAGCGGGUCGCCUGACCAGUGCGCCGUUUCGCCACCAGAGGCGUUGGUGUCUGCCAGAGGCGCGGCGAGGUUUAGCGAAAGGGGAGAUCACGUGCCGUUUCCUACUGCAGGUUUUAAGUGACUGGAACUAAGUGGCGACGUACCGAGCGAUAAAACUUGGCGAAGACAUGUGAAUAUGUCCAAAGACUCAUGCGAAGUUAAAAGCGAAAACAGCAGACUAGAGUGAUCGAAAAGAUAGUGAGAUGAAUUUUAUAUGGUGUGUUAGGUAUAUAUGUGAUCUCUUUAUAGUUGCGACAACUCCAGUAUAUUAGUGAAAAUGAUGGUCAUGCUUGUACAUUUGUCUUAUUUGUCCAUUGUUGUUUGUUUGUCCGUUCUUCAUGGCGAGGUGAAACCGUGAAAUGAAAGUUUCUUUUUGUCAUUAUUGCCUUGUGAAUGAUACAGGCUUGUGAAUCUGCAUAUACAUUGAGACAUCGCGUAAACCGUCGUUGACGCGAACCGUCGUUGACAUCAUAUACCAGAACAAUGUUUGUUUAUGUCACAAUGACACCCAACUAUUUACUUUCGAUUAGAAAGUAUGUUCCUUUUAUUGACUUGUGUCCGAAACAUCUGUAAAAUAUGUACUAUUGACUGUUCAUCUGGGUCACUGUAUUGAUAUACAAUUAUUUCACUGUUGCUACUUUAUCGAUUGUUAUAGCUUCUAGCCUUGCCAGGGAUGUGAACACAUGAUAUGAGAGUGUGAGUUACGAGUGUGUAUGCUUUUCAAUCAUCGUGCUAUUUGCUAAAGACUGAAGUGUAGCUUACCUGUCUCGCACUGCCACAAACGCUCACUGCAUCUCGAAAGAAAUGAAACUCUUGUAUGUAUGCUCGAGAGGAAGUUGCACGAGUGGAAUGUAGGUACUCGGAGUGCUUUAUUGAAUGAAAGAAUUGAAUGCAUGUGAAAUGUAGUGAUUGUGUUUUACUCGCUGUUACCAAAUGACAAUAGAAUGUCGGAACAGCCAUUUGAUGGCAAAA
Amphibalanus amphitrite is the source of this 2823-nucleotide messenger RNA. RefSeq names its product cyclin-dependent kinase 14-like. The record is from RefSeq and is a predicted model, not a curated record. The coding region runs from base 286 to 1815 and encodes 509 amino acids. Gene Ontology annotation, molecular function: heme binding; cyclin-dependent protein serine/threonine kinase activity; ATP binding. The transcript is spliced from 10 exons. NCBI's taxonomy places the organism in Eukaryota, Metazoa, Arthropoda, Thecostraca, Balanomorpha, Balanidae. Gene Ontology annotation, cellular component: cytosol; cytoplasm; nucleus. Gene Ontology annotation, biological process: protein phosphorylation.